AUGUUGUCUUCUAGGGUUCCAGCAAGUGAAGUGAAAAUGGAAAACACAACAACAAAACCAAAUUGGCUUGAACUUCCUAGAGAUGUGACAUUAAACAUCCUACAAAGGCUCGGUACUGUUGAAAUAAUCACAAGUGCAUGUCUAGUGUGCCCUUUAUGGUGGAAUUUUUGUAAGGAUCCUUACAUCUGGCGCACCAUUCAUAUGCCUGAAUUCUACCAUCGACGUUACAACCGUGUGGAUUGGGUGAAGAUGUGCCGAUAUGCAGUCGAUCGAAGUUGUGGUCAGCUAGAAGACAUUUACAUAUAUAUGUUUGGAAACGAUGAGCUCCUUGAAUACAUAGCUGAUAGGGCAAGUAAUCUAAGGCGCAUCGGGCUUGUAUAUUGUGAUAAACUUUCAGAUAAAGUAUUUAUUGAAGCUGUAAAGAAACUUCCACUGAUAGAGGAAUUGGACAUUUCAGAAAACAGCCAUCUAUCUAAGCAUUCUUUUGAAGCUGUUGGUUCUUGUUGUCCUCUUUUGAAAACACUGUCAUACGGCAGAAAUGUGUCCAUUGACCUGAAUGAUGAGGCAUUUGUUAUCGCAAAAACAAUGCCUGGAUUACGCAAUCUUACAAUUUCAGGGUAUAGGCUUACAUCUGUUGGGGUUGUCGCCAUUCUUGAUGGAUGUUCUCUUCUUGAAUCUCUUAACCUAGAAUGUUGUUCUUCUAUGUCUUCAAUAACAAGUUUGAGUGAAAAUUUGAGGAAAAGUAUCGUUGGCGAGGUUGGAAUUGAAGAAACUAAGAAGACGUUGAUAGGCCUUAUAGAAUUGGCGGAACAUUAUGCUUAUGGACUUUGGGCACAAGUUGAAGUACGCUAUUAUCGUUGGAUAAUGAUUAUUUAUGCCGCUGUUAUGGUUACCGGCUGUCUAUUGAAAAAUUGA
Molecule: messenger RNA, 915 nt
Organism: Vicia villosa (hairy vetch)
Lineage: Eukaryota; Viridiplantae; Streptophyta; Magnoliopsida; Fabales; Fabaceae
Product: putative F-box/LRR-repeat protein 9
Exons: 3
Coding region: 1-915 (304 amino acids)
Molecular function (GO): protein binding
Source: RefSeq, a predicted model, not a curated record